AUGCCGGAGGAGCAGGGGGCGGUGCAGCACACCACGUUUUCGAAGGCCCUCUAUGAUCUGACCCAUUCAGAGAAGGUGAUGGAUGAUCUAACAUUUGGACGGCGGGUAGGGCUCUAUGAGUUAAGAGGGGAGAUCGGUGCCGGCAACUUCUCCCAAGUUAGAUUGGGAAUACAUGACCUAACCAAAGAGAGAGUGGCAGUAAAAAUCCUGGAUAAGGUGCAUCUGGACAAGCAAUCGAAGGCACUUUUUACCUCAGAGAUCUCUUGCAUGGAGAAGCUGGUCCACCCCAACAUAGUGCGUCUGUAUGAGGUGGUGGAGACAUUCAAGAGGCUCUAUCUGGUAAUGGAGUAUGCCAGUGGUGGAGAGCUGUUCUGUCGGAUUAGCACCAGGGGGCGCCUCUCGGACCUGGAGAGCAAACUUGUCUUCUCUCAAAUCGUCUCUGCAGUCAAAUACAUGCAUGAUAGUAAUAUUGUCCACAGGGACCUGAAGGCAGAGAAUAUCUUCUACACCAACAACUACUGCAUUAAAGUGGGUGACUUUGGUUUCAGCACACCAUGCUGCCUACCUAACAAUGUCCUUCACACUUUCUGCGGCUCUCCACCCUACGCAGCCCCCGAGCUGUUCAAAGAGAAAGGUUACAUUGGUCAAUAUGCAGAUAUUUGGGCGCUGGGUAUCUUACUUUACUUCAUGGUGACUGCCACUAUGCCAUUCAAAGCCACUACCACAGCCAGGCUUAAGUGUUGUAUCUUGCAGGGCUCCUAUGCCAUUCCCUCUUAUGUACCCAUAUCAUGCCAGGAGAUCAUUAAAGGACUCUUGAGGCCCGUGCCUGUGGAUCGCCUCACUCUGACGGACAUCAUGGCCAGUAACUGGAUGAGAGGCAUUGACUACCCUCAGCCCUACCCUACUUGUAACCCUACUCCAUCCCACUUGGCAGAGCCCUCCUACAACCACAGUCCAGAUGAACUAAAUGUUAAGGCAGCUAUGGAGGAUCUUGGCAUCACCAAGGUCCAUCUCAUCAACAAUGGCGUAGAUUUGAGAAGCCCCGUUACUGGGGCUUACCGGAUUUUGUUACAUCGCAUUCAGAAGAGAAGGUCUGUGGAAGCUGUGGGAUACAGCCAGACCUGCACCAAAGAGUCCCACAACAGACUCAGAUGGAGAGCAGGCUCAGACAGCCUGCUGAACAAACGCCACUCUGUGGUCUGCAUCAUCAUGUAG
Molecule: messenger RNA, 1215 nt
Organism: Scomber japonicus (chub mackerel)
Lineage: Eukaryota; Metazoa; Chordata; Actinopteri; Scombriformes; Scombridae
Product: serine/threonine-protein kinase NIM1-like
Exons: 3
Coding region: 1-1215 (404 amino acids)
Biological process (GO): intracellular signal transduction; microtubule cytoskeleton organization; protein phosphorylation
Cellular component (GO): cytoplasm
Molecular function (GO): tau-protein kinase activity; ATP binding; protein serine/threonine kinase activity
Source: RefSeq, a predicted model, not a curated record